AUGCUCUGUUCUCUGCCGUCCCCCGUCUCCCCCGUCUCGCCCGUCGCCGUCUCUUCAAACCCCAGCCUGCCCCCUCGCAUUCUCUCCGCUUCUUCCCGCCUCACCGUUCUUCCCCCUUCCGCCUCACCCGCUCCACCGUUUCUUCCCCGUGCGCGCAUUCCCUCGCGCCCCUCGCCUCCCGUGACCGCCGCCGUCCCACCAUGCGGCAGAGAGCGCUCGACGCGCGCGCGGGGGGGAGUGGCGGCGAGGAGGAGGGCAACAGUGGUCACGGCGCACGUAGCGGGCGGGGGAAGUGGCGGAGACGAUGAGGGGGAAGGCAUGGCGGUGGCAGGCAGCGCGAACCUUUGCGUGUUCCCCCUCAGGUGCGCUCGUGUUGGGGAAGCGGCGGAUUACGCUUAUGGUUCGAGCGGCGUGUUCGAGCCGCGCAUGCUGCAGCUGAUGGACGUGAUCACGUACGUGGCGGCGUCCCCCCCCUCUCCCCCCUCCUUGCUGCCGCGCUUCGCCCUGCUGCCCUCCGCCUGGACCACCGCGCUCGCCGCCGCUGCAGCCACGCAGCAGGGGGGCAGCGUUGCAUGGCAGGGGGGAGGAGGGUUGGCCGGCGGGGGUGCUUUCACGUGGGAAGGGGAGCUGCGUGGGGAAGGGGAGGACGGAGGGGGGUCGACGUGGUUUGGAGGUGGGGGGCGAGGGGGCAGAGACGGGGGUGCGGAGGAGGGGAUGGGGCAAGGCAGUGGGAAGUGGAGGAGUAUGGAGGAGGUGAUGAGAGAUGCGCCUGUGGGCUGUUGCUGUGUGCUGCACUCGUCGCACACAGCGCCAGACGACUCUCGCCUGGUGACGUACGAGGCGACUCACCGCAUUGUCCCGCGUGCCAUGCGCCGCGCGCACCCCUUCCUCGUGCUGCUCUGCCACCCGCUGCACGACCACCCGCCACUGCCCGUCACAGCACCAGCCCCGGCAGCGCAGCUGUACGCGGGGCAGGUAGACGCGGCAGAGAGGCAUGUGUGGGAGCAGCUUAAAGAGGUCGCCUGGCUCUCUGCCGUCCUAGCCCGCACCGGCACCUCCUCCUCUUCCUCGGACAGCCAGCAUGAGCAGCAGCAGGGGGCAGGGGGGGCACGGGAUGGCGCCCCGCCGCCGUCUGCUGCGGCGUCGCUGCUGCCCGCGGCUGUGCUUCGCUUUGGCCCCGAUGCCAUGUCCGGCACCUCUCGCCGCGCCAACACCACCGCCCAGGCAGCCAUCUCAACGUGGAGGAGCAUGAAGGGCCCAAUGGCCUUGAAGCGGUCGGGCGGUGAGGUGAAGACGGCGAGCAGCGGGGGCAGCGCUGCAGGGGGGGCUGCAGGGGCGGAGGGGGCGUGGAAUGACCCGUACUGGGUGGCACGCGAAGCACUCAGCAAGGCGCGGCGGCAAGAGGCGUUCUCGUUCGCUGCCGCUGACAUGGUGGAGUUGGAGCAGCAGCAUCGCAACCUGCUGCUGGCCAUGACAUGCACGCUGGAGCGAUUGCUAUGG
Molecule: messenger RNA, 1500 nt
Organism: Closterium sp. Naga37s-1
Lineage: Eukaryota; Viridiplantae; Streptophyta; Zygnematophyceae; Desmidiales; Closteriaceae
Source: the annotation of a GenBank genome assembly